AUGGCCACAUUGGACACAAGAAGCUCCGCUCCUGAGCAACCGCCGUCGACAAUCCCGACGAAGGCCCCCGUCCGGCUACCCCGCGUUGCGAUUCAGUUUUGCACACAGUGCAAGUGGAUGUUACGGGCCGCAUAUUUUGCCCAGGAGCUCCUGUCGACAUUUGGACCGGCCCUGGGGGAGGUCGCUUUGCAGCCGGCGACCGGUGGCGUCUUUGCAGUCACCAUUGAGACGGCCGAUGCGGCAUCGAGCACGGGGACGGCUGCCCCGCGCCUCUUGUGGGACCGUAAGACGGAAGGCAGGUUCCCCGAAACAAAGGAACUGAAGCGGCGCGUGCGAGACGUCAUCGAGCCGGGCCGGGAUCUCGGGCACGUGGACCGCAACUACGGGAAGGCUGCUACUGCGCCCGCUGUUCAGGCAGCCCCUGCCCCCAUGGCCGAAGCUACACCGACGGGCGCACCACCGUCAGUGGCUGGUGACGCCGAGACCAAAGACAAUGCUGAUGCAGCACCAUUCUGUGAAGAUUGCCAGUGA
This is a messenger RNA of Sporothrix brasiliensis 5110, 531 nucleotides long. Its product is annotated as selenoprotein W family protein. The record is from RefSeq and is a predicted model, not a curated record. Bases 1 to 531 code for a protein of 176 amino acids. Lineage: Eukaryota; Fungi; Ascomycota; Sordariomycetes; Ophiostomatales; Ophiostomataceae. The transcript has 3 exons.